AGAGGGCCUGUGGGCGACAUGAGGGAAGACAUCCUUGACGAAUCGGAAGGAAUCGGUCUACAUACAAAUACAGAGAUCACUCAGCCGAGAGUUACAGAAGAGCUGUCGUAUGACCCGCCUUUCCUCCAACUGAGUGUCUGAAGCGAUUGCCAUCGCUGAGACCAUAUCAGAGACGGGAGCAAGGAAGGACGGAAGGACGGAAGGAAGGAAAAUGGCGCACGUUGGCAAGUACGCGGACGAGCUCAUCACCACGGCGAAGAAAAUUGCGACCCCCGGGAGGGGUAUCCUCGCCGCUGACGAGAGCACGGGCACUAUCGGGAAGAGACUGGCCAGCAUCAGCGUGGAGAAUGUGGAAUCCAACAGGAGGGCUCUGAGGGAGCUUCUCUUCACCGCUCCUGGGGCGAUGCAGUACAUCAGCGGCGUGAUUCUGUUCGAGGAGACGCUCUACCAGAAGACGGCAGACGGGAAGCCUUUCGUCGAUGUCCUCAAGGAGGCCGAUGUGGUCCCUGGCAUCAAGGUCGACACCGGCGUUGCGGCCCUGGCAGGUACGAAGGGCGAGACCACGACGCAAGGGCACGACGGGUUGGGCGCCAGGUGUGCCAAGUACUACCAGGCGGGCGCGCGCUUCGCCAAGUGGCGCGCCGUCCUGAAGAUCAGCGCAGACGGAUGUCCUACGCCUCUUGCAAUCCAGUCGAACGCGGAGGGGCUGGCCAGGUAUGCGUCCAUCUGCCAGGAGAACGGGCUGGUGCCGAUCGUGGAGCCGGAGAUCCUGAUCGACGGCACGCACGACAUCGAGAAGAGCGCCGCUGUGACGGAGAAGGUGCUGGCGGCGGUGUACAAGGCUCUGAGCGACCACCACGUGCUGCUGGAGGGCACGCUGCUGAAGCCGAACAUGGUGACGCCGGGAUCGGACGCUGCGAAGGUGGCGCCGGAGGUCGUGGGCAAGUACACGGUGAGGACGUUGCARAGGACGGUUCCCSCGGCCSUUCCCGGGAUCAUGUUUCUGUCGGGCGGGCAGAGCGAGGAGGAGGCGACUAUGAAUCUGAACGCGAUGAACGCCUUGGAAGCCACGACGCCAUGGACGCUGUCCUUCUCGUACGGCAGGGCGCUGCAGGCGAGCACGCUCAAGGCAUGGGGAGGCAAGGUGGAGAAUGUUGCUGCAGCGCAGAAGGCGUUCUAUGUGCGUGCCAAGGGUAACGGAGAGGCGACACUCGGCAAAUACAGUGGCGCUCCCGCGAUCGAGGGAGCGUCAGAGAGUCUGCACGUUAAGGACUACAAGUACUGAAGUGUGGGCGGGAUUCAUUACUAGUUACAGUAUAGGAAUCUGCAUCGGCGACUUCCAAGCCUCGUGUGGAGGCAGGCGGUUGAUCGCAUAUGCCAUCGUAGAAUAGAACAGUAGGUGAUCCAUAGCCAGACUUUCUCUGCGUUUGAUUCGGAUGAGAGGGCUAGGUCUAUACUAAGAGGUAGGGUCAGGUUCAGACAGCAGCUCGUUGCCUCGACUGCUGUGGCAUCCGUAGUUUGCCUUAAAG
Molecule: messenger RNA, 1529 nt
Organism: Chara braunii
Lineage: Eukaryota; Viridiplantae; Streptophyta; Charophyceae; Charales; Characeae
Source: the annotation of a GenBank genome assembly